AUCCAUGAAGAAGAACAAUCCGCUGUCAUUGGGUGAAAAUCGUUUUGCUCCGGACUUUUCACAAAAGCUGCCUCGAUUGUUCCUCUGUCUCUCAGCACUAUGUCGUCCACCGAGUGUAGAGACCUGGGCCGGGCGCUGUGCAUCAUCACCGGGGCGUCCAGAGGCUUUGGCCAGACUAUUGCAAGGAACAUGUCUCGGCUGGUGAAGCCUGGGUCGGUGCUCGUCCUGGUGGCCCGCUCCGGAGACGACCUGCGUGCUCUGCAGGCGGAGCUGGCCGAGUCGGAGGCAGGUAGAGUGGGCCUGGUGGUUGAAUGUGUGGUGGCGGAUCUGGGUCAGCCAGACGGGCUUGAAGCCGUCGUCAGAAGGUCUCAAGAGUCUUUUUCUGAGGAUUUAGAUCAUAUUAUACUGGUCAACAACGCAGCCUCUCUGGGUGAUGUAUCCCGUUAUGUCAAAAGCUUCACCAACAUGGCAGAGGUGGACUCCUACCUGUCUCUCAAUGUUACCUCCUCCCUGUGUCUCACCGCCAGCAUCCUGCAGGCUUUUCCACAGUGCCCAGGUCUGCGCCGCACUGUGAUCAACAUCACCUCGCUGUGUGCCCUACAGCCUUUCCGCUCCUGGGUGCUGUACUGCACUGGAAAAGCUGCCCGAGAAAUGAUAUUUAGGGUGCUGGCAGAAGAAGAACCGGACCUGCGGGUGCUCAACUACUCUCCAGGGCCUCUUGACACGGCCAUGCAGAUGUUGGCCAGAUCUAAAACAGCUGAUCCUACUAUCAGGAAGUCGUUUUCGGACAUGUUCGCUCAGGGCCAGCUGCUCACCUGUGAGGAGUCCUGUGCCAAACUCAUGAAGGUGCUGCUAGAUGACAACUACACAUCAGGCGCUCAUAUCGACAUCUAUGACCUCUAGACACAGCAGAGCUUACAAGCAUUUAGCAUUGAACUGGAUUACUUUUAUGUGGCUUGAUUUUAAAUUGAUUUAAACUCUAGUCAUUCAUACCUUACAGUUGUAGGUGCAGAGGUUAAUGGCUGACUCAAGAUGAUCUGUCAGCCUAUUUUGUAGGGCAAUGCCUCUUUUUCUUAAAGUGAAGGAUCAAACCCAAGUUCAUCAAAUUUACAUUCAAAACAUUCCAGAACAACAGCAAUGCUGCUGACACCAGUCCCUGUAAUGACAGUGAACUCAUGUUUGGACUUACAAGAUACCAGGGAUGAAACAGUAUAAAAAUGUCAUAUUGUGAUUAUAGUGACAUGAUCAUGGUUAUCCAUACUAUUGUGUUAUAGUUAAAUGAGCUGAAGAUGUUCUAAAAAUACUGCUGCAAACUGAGCAAUGCUUAAAUGCUUGCUCGACUGUCUGUGUCACUAUAGAGGAGGACAAGGGGCCAGGGUUUGUUUGCUGCAUGCCCACUCUGUCUUUCACUCACUCAUGCACACUCACACUAUCUUCUGUGUCGCUUAUCAGUGUAUAUAAUGACACACAGAGGAGUCCUGUAACAGAGUCUACAGUGUUUCUCUUGCGGGGACACUUUUCUAACCAUUUCAGUGACUGCUAGAUUUUAAGAGGUAAUGAGAGCUGGUCUGAGCAUUGCCAAGACACCUCAGCAAAACAUUUGCUAUGUAGGAGGAAGCCAUUUGUAGAUGAACUGGUGCUUCAGGCCAUAACAAGUCAUGUCCAGUGUCAAGGAAUAAAUGAAUAAACGAUUA
Lates calcarifer (barramundi perch) is the source of this 1694-nucleotide messenger RNA. RefSeq names its product sepiapterin reductase a (gene spra). Lineage: Eukaryota; Metazoa; Chordata; Actinopteri; Centropomidae. Gene Ontology annotation, biological process: tetrahydrobiopterin biosynthetic process. Gene Ontology annotation, molecular function: sepiapterin reductase (NADP+) activity. The record is from RefSeq and is a predicted model, not a curated record.